AUGCUACUUGACGAACUUUGUACAAAGCAGAGAGAAGAUAUGAUGAAAGAAGACAAAAACAUACAGAAAAGAAUACCACGUUCGGUACCAAAAGGAAAGGAAAAGAACUAUAAGUAUAUGAUUUACACUGAAGAGAUGGAAAAUGAAGAAGACAGAGAUAUGGUUAUGUUGCAUUUAGUCAGAAGAAACAACAAAAGCUUUUACGACCUUGCUAAGAUUUACAAAUCUGACAGAAAUUGGUUCUAUCGCGAAAACUUACCGAUUUCAAUGACACCAAAUGAAGAUGUUAAACAGAUAGUUCAAGAUACGUUACCUCAAACACACUAUGAUAUGAAAGGUUGUACAAUACUUACAUUCAAAGAAGAUUUACCGCUACUGAAAGAAAAAAUAACAGAGUAUUUUGACAACUUCAAAGAGGAAGAGUAA
This is a messenger RNA of Trichomonas vaginalis G3, 426 nucleotides long. RefSeq lists its product as uncharacterized. The record is from RefSeq and is a predicted model, not a curated record. The transcript has a single exon. The coding region runs from base 1 to 426 and encodes 141 amino acids. Lineage: Eukaryota; Parabasalia; Trichomonadida; Trichomonadidae.